ACACACACACACACACACACACACACACACACAGCAGCAGCAGCAAUGGCAGCCGGGCAGUGAGACACAUGUCAAAACAGUCUGGGAGCCGAAAAACACUGACGUUGGGGCCGAGGAGACACUAAUUAGCAAAAAUGUCUCGGCAUAGAAAUGUUCGAGGUUACAACUACGACGAAGGUACCUCAUUGUCACUUUUGAACCGUUGUUACCGGGUUUAACGUGAGGGCCCGCUAAACACGCUAGCCGCUAAGCUAACAACCUGUGUUUUUGAACUAGCUAACGAUAGCAUUUAUCUCUGCCAAGAUAAGACUGAUGUCGUGUCACUUUGCACCUGGCACAGGAUCAGUUUCAAUGCAGUACAAAUAGAUUUUUAUGAACCAAAACUUUUAAGGCCAGAGUGAUGAUUACGAUAAUGCUUGUUUUGUUUCAGCAACUUGCUAAUGUUUAUGUUUACUCUGGUAACCCCAGCUACUUGGCUAGCCGGUUAAAACACCACACCAUAUGAUAUGUUUUAUCUUAUAUCAAGUAUAAGACAUGCUAAAGCGACAAGUCCUUUACAUAUUGAUUUAUUCAGCAUAUUAAUUUGCUAUUUUUACGACAGAGCUCCAAUGUCAUGCUUACAGUGUAAUUGCUGACAUGGCAAACUGAUACUUGUAACAAAGGAGUGUUUCCCUUUGCUAAACAUGCAUUUGUAACGCGUUUUUGUUACAAGGGAACUAAGGAAACUAAGAUAUAAACUGCUCUUUUAAAUCUUUUUUUUUUCCAGAUUUUGACGAUGAUGACAUGUAUGGCCAGUCUGUGGAGGAUGACUGCUGUAUAUCACCAGCAACAGGUUGGUAUCAGUAAAGGCAAAAUCAGCAUUAUUCAUCUGCUAGAAGUCACUUUCAUUCAUUUGUUUGUUUUUAAUUCAACUCUUCUUUUAAGUAAUUGCUGGAUAAUAUAAGGAUGUGAUUGAAUGGAACUUCUGUAAGUUUAUCAGCUGGUCAUUGAAGGUGUUUUUGGUGACCACAGCAAAUCAGUUCAUCUACUCACGUCAAGAGAGACAUGCACCAAAAGAAGAACCUCUGGAGGAGGAAGAAUAUGAGGAUGAGGAUAUCCCCAUGUCCCCAACCAUCAGCCACAACCUCGACCCCCUCGAUCAAGGUAAUCCAACAAAUGUACAUGUCAUAGAAUAGGUAAUAAAUUGAGAUCCUUUCCCUUUCAUUGGAGUAGUACUUGAAAACAUGCUGAAAAUAAACAACAAAAUACUUGAAAUGUGCACAUUUUCUGUCUUUUAUAGAUCUUGGUUAUACUUCUAAUUAUCUUCCUUAUCACACCAGAGUUAUCACAAUGCUAAGUCCAUGUAAUACUCAUAAUAAUACUCAUCAAUAUUCAUAUCACAACAUCUUAGAAUGAACUCCUUAACACCCAAAACUGGUUAGUUUUGCUAUUGUGGAUGUCCAACCGGCAUAUGGUGCUGGUAAAGGUUUGUAGAAUUAAUAUUCAAAAUCAACAGGAGUUUUCUUAUGAUUUUCCCUAAAUAUAAUAUUCUCUCUGAAUUAUCGUUAAUAAUGCAUAAGAGAUAAAUUGUGGUGGGCUCAUAUUUAGAGAGUGUGCUCUGUCUGUAUUUUGUGUUGUUCUUGUUUAGAACAUGAUAACAUUAGAAUAUUGUCAGUGUGCAGUGGAGUUAAAACGUAAUGCCAAAAGUCAGCAGGUUGGAAACAAAGGUAUUAGGUGUGAUCUCUGUCCCUGACCCUUCUUUCUGUCUGUGUUGGUCAUAAAAAGCAAAUGUACCUCCUUAUAAGAAGCACAUGAUAUUGAUAAGUGUAAGUAUAAAUCAUGUUGAAACAUGUGUUCUCUGUAGCCAAGCUAUACUCCUGUCUGGACCAUAUGCGCACCGUACUGGGAGACGCUGUGCCAGACUCAGUCUUGACCCAGGCAGCCAUAAGAUGUGGAUUUGACCCACAAAGGGCACUGGAUGCAGUCUUGUCUGAAGACACGAAGACAGCCCCAGUCACCAGGAGUACGGGUGAAGAUGUGACUUCAGUACCAAGAGUGAUCCAGGAGAAAGCGCCGCUUCCACAGAGGGUCAAAAAAGAGGCGGUUGCUGAAAAAGGUACGCUGGAGCAGGUCAAAUGUGGAUAUACACAAUUUAUCCACAUUUUCAUUUGUGUUUUUUCUUGUCCUUUGGCUGUUGAUGGAGUUGUUUUCACUUGAAAGAAUAAAACUCACCUGGUUUUUAUAUGGUUUUACAUAGACAAAUACAACGGUCAAAGAUGACAUGAAGCUCUGUAUGUAUUUACUUCAAACAGCUUUAUUAAUGUCUUUAGGGGCAAUUUGCAUGGAGCAGCUUGUAAAAACUGCAAACAACUGUCACACUGAUAUAUAGGCAAUAAAUUGUACAAACCUAAAUAUGAAGUAAAAAAAAGUGAACACUGGCAUUAAAUAGACUGUCAUAGAAGUUGACCUCUAAAGAACCUUAAAAGGAUCAGUGCAGUGAAGUAUAAAUGGAUCAGUCUGAGAAAAAGAUAGAAAGUGCUUAAAAUAUAUAAUAUCUCAAAGCAACAUAAAGGCCAUUGAAUAAUCUAAUGGGUAAUUACAAGACCAAGAAUCUGCAUUUUAGCAUUUUGUUUUAUGCUAACUCAUAUUCUUCCUGUAAAAGAGUGAAAAUAGUGACAGUAUUUUAAAGGACAUUGUGUGAACUGCUCUGUAUUCCUGGUGAUUGAUCAUUGAAAAUGAUUGUAAUGAAGUUGUGGUUGCUGGUAAGAAACAGACUUCUCCUAUAACAGAGCCAACAUCAAAUGCAUUUCCUCCCUAAAUCAUAGAUCUUCCACAGCAACACAGUGAUUCUUACUGACAGUGUUUUAUAUAGAGGUGUUCACAUUGUAUAACGCUUUCAAUAUCAACAUGAGGUGCAGGCUCACGAAAUUAAUCUCUGUUGACAUAUGGGUUUAUGGGGCGAGGCUCAAACGAAUUAAGGUGGAAUUGCUGCAGCAAAACUCUGAAUUGAAACACCUUUAGCCAGAUGGUUUACAUUGAAACAUGCUUGAAAUAUCAAACACCACCCUGAUGAGCUGAGUGCAGUAAAAAGCACAUGUUGUGUACCCCUGAUUAAAAAGUUGUGUUUGAGUGCAUUUUAAACUCUCUAGAUAUUUGAUGAAUUGUUAUCAUCCUAAGUUUCUUAAGUUUGGACUGCUGGAUUUAAGCUUUGUGUGAGAAUAAGUCCUGUAUUUUUUUUGAAUCAGUUGAUAGUAGAGAGUGGUGUAUUGAUUGCACAUAAUACUUUGUAAGGCUGUGGUUGUUUGAACAGCUGUAGUUAAAGGGAUAUUCCAGUGUACAUUUAAGUUAUGGUCAAACACACUGUAACACCAAGUUAGACACCCCCUCUAGAGAUGAAUGUUGCCGACUGCUUGCUUCUCUAGUUAUACCAACUUAAGCAACGACCACAUGAUAGAAAUAAACAGCGUUCUACCUCUCCACUCGUAAACCCCAAACAAAGAGCCACUCUAUAACCACAAAUAAUGCACAGAACAGCACCUAAACUUCAUCAACAGUACAUAUAGGGUCCCAGCCACAGCACUAGCCAUCAAACAUCUUCUUAGCUUUGCCUAAUUUCUUUAGCAAAGAGACUAAACACAACUCACCCACUCUCCUCCAGCAGCCGCUUGUUUGUGGGGGGGAGCCCUCACGAGUCGAUCAGCGAGAGCAGCGGAAAAUUUAUGAUUAAUAAUUCAUAGAAAUGCAAAUGUACUGUUGAUGAAGUUAGGUGCUGUUCUGAGCAUUAUUUGUGGCUAUAGAGGGGCUUUUUGGUUGAGGUUUGCACGUGGAGACGCAGACCGCUGUGUGUGGUUUUUACUGAAGUUAGUAUAACUAAGGAGGCAAGCAUUCGGUAACAUUCAUCUCUCGAGGGGGUGUCUAACUUGGUGUUAUGGUGUGUUUGACCAUAACUUAAAUUUAUGCUGGAAUAUCCCUUUAAUGCACAAGAAAUUCAGAGAACAAAAACCUCAGUGAUUUAAUGUUUAUGAAGACUGUUAGUGAUGUUAUGUUGAUUUUAUCCAGAUAGUAUGAAGCUGUGAAAAUGUUUAACAAAAUGCCUUCUCUCUGUUCUUGUCCCUUUUAUUCACUGUAUAAUUCGCCUGUCUUUCGCCGGUGGUCCUCCUGCCUCUCCUCUUCGACAUCUGCAAUUGGCUUUCGUAAGGUAAGGAGCCUUCUUGUCUGCCUCUCACACACACAUGACACCCCAGACACAUAAAACCCAGACUAAAGGGUGCGAACACACACAGCCAGUUGUGCAAGAUAGCGGGCUAGACUUACGUGACCUCUUAUCUCAACAUAAUGCUGACCCCAUGGUUGGAAACUCUGGAAACGAAAACUCAACCAGUCACAGCACUGGUCCAGGUGUCAGCAGUGGUAUCAGUCUGUCACAGCUCAUGUCUGAGCAUGUGCAGAAGAGUGGAGCUGAUACAGGGAGAGGUUUUGGUGCUCCUUCGUUAGGCGCUCUUAACAUGGGACCCAGUUCACCCAAUCAGAAUAGUUUGUCAUUCGGCACAUUUGGGUCUUUAAACAUACCUGCUGUAUCACAGAGCUCGGCUCCCUCCCUUCUUUCGGUUUCACUCAGUAGUCUGUCUUUAAACAACCCCAAGUUAACGACCGCAAGCUCCUCUUUGGCUGCUCCUCCUGGAUUUGGGAGUCUCAGUUCUGUCAUCCAGAGCAAUCAGCAUGCAGCAGGAGUUACGACUGGAGUCAAAGCAGAUCCUAAGGGGGGCCUGUCGCUGGCUGAUCUGAUCCAGGAGCAUUCAAACCGCAGUCCAGCAACUGCAUUAAACUCCCUCCCAGGUCUCCGAAACAGCUCCGUGGCUACACCAGCACCGACUAUGUCACUGUCCGCGCUCGCUUCACAGCACCAAAACAGGAACACAAGCAGCCAAUCGCAAUCACAACACACUGAACAGCCAGGAAAACCCUUUGCUGCACCAGCCAAAAUCACCCCUGCAUGCCUAGGUGGGACUGUCUCAUUGUCUCAUCUAGCCCUGCAGCAUCAAACCAGCACUGAGCCUUCAGCACUGCAGCAGCCACCUGCCACGUCUGAGCUGCUGUCUUUGUCGCAUUUGGCAUCUGCACACAAAGGCAAAACCUCAACCACCUCAAAUGGGUCACAUUACUCCCUCACCUCUCUCCUCUUACCAGCAAAACCAGAGAAGGCUGGUGUGUCAGCAGAGAGUACUACAGAGAGUGGGACAGAGCAUCAACUCGACCACAGACCACACCACCAAAGCUCCAAGCUAUCUAAGCCGAAGCAGGUUAUCGAUUUGAGCACGCUCAUGGCCCAGUCAGACGCAGGGAGCCCCCGUCUUUUCGACCACGACCUCCCUUCACCGUCCUCCCUAACCCCAGUUGCCUCUGUUUUUGCUCAGCCAUCAGUUUUCGCGAUUACCUUGUCAAUUCAGAGCUGCAGACAGCAAAAGAGGAGGAGGAAUGUGUUGAGGGGAAAAAUUAAAGGUCAGAGGACAGGAAGUGGUUAUCAGGCCUUCCUCUGGAAAUUUGACGACAAAUUCAAAGAGCAGCAAAAUCCGCUCUCACCAAUUGUACCAUUUGGCUUCGAUACACCUUCUCCUGAUGAUGUUGUCCGCGCAAACCAGCGAAAAGCUUUCACUCGGUAGAUCCUGACUCACUUAUCAACGCUGGUGCUAAAUCGCCUCCCGGUUGAAGAACCUUGGGUCAUUUCAGCUUUUACUCCAAGAAAUGAACCUAAGUGAUUGAAAUGCAGCUCUCAGGGUCAGCAGCUUCUGGAACUUUUUUUUUUUUAACUGCUCCUCUGGAGUCAAGGACCUUUUGGGACCAACAACCUCUCCUGCUUUGCUUAAAAACUACAAGAAACAGUAUUAAAGAGCAUUUUGUCUUUUGUAGAGACUAGAGAUCAAGCCUGAGAUCACUUAUACUCAUAGAACAAUCAUAUCGAAGUCAAACUGGAUCAAACUCCUCAGUCAGCUCGGCAGCUUAAAAUCUAUUGCAGCUAAGUUGAAUUUCAAUGACCUUUUAAUAUUUUAAAACAUUUUAGAGCUUUGUUUUCUGACUUUAAAUUCCUAUUUUUGUAUGCAUAGAUAGCUAGUGGUCUUUUUAUCAACAUUAUUUGUAUAGAAAUGUAAGUAGUUCAACUUAAGGCAGAGACAAUGAUGGCAAAGAAAGUCUCUCUCUCUAUUUUGCAUGGCCUCUUUUCUAGUUUUGAAGCAGCAUGAACCUUUAAAAGAGAAAAGGAGGUUGAUUCAGUCUGCAGGUGUGCUGCAGCGAUUGGAAUAUGGAUCAGUUAACCAUUGUGCUGGUUUACUCUGCUGCUGCUGGGUUUGAGAUCAGGGGGUAGACAUUUUGGUUUGGAGGACACCUGGAGAUUUUCCCAUGAGGGAGUGAGCGUGUGCAAACACUAUCACACACACAUACACAUACACAAACACACAUACACACAUACACACACGUGCGAGAAUGCAAAAAAUGAAUGGUUUUAAAGUUGAAUAAUGCAGAAAUGACUGGAUUUAACAAGCACUGAGGAUCAAGAGCACUCUCCUGAAUCAUACAAGCUUUUAAUAUGAGGAUUUACAAAUGGGUUUGAUUUAUGCUGGGUGUGUCUUCACACUCCGCCAAAGUUUAAUUUGUCAAUUUUGAAAUAAAGAUGACUAAGUUUAUGUACUCUAAAGGCACCUGUGUCUGGGUGUGUCUUUGUGUGUGUGCUUUUGUGUGUUGAUAGUAUAAGAUUCUAUCUUUUUUUUUUUUUUUUUCAAACUGAACUUAUUCAACACGGACUAUUAAUACAACUUUAUUUUCCUCUUAAGGUAUAAAAUACAGGUUUAGCAUGACUGAGAUGUUGUAUGUCUGUUGGAAGUGAAGAGUUUUAGCAAAACUGGUGAUUUGAUAGGUGUCCACUGAGAUAUGAAAACGCUCUGCAUCAUGUAUCUGGUGCAGAGCGGGUUUUUUUUUUGUUUAGUUUUUUUUUAGGUUAGCCUCCUCUUACGAUAUUUCACAUCUAAGUGUGAGUCAUCAGUAUUGGUUUGAAUGGAGAGUCUCGCUCCCAAAGAAAUGAAAGUUUAACACUAAGGCUUAGACAUGGAGAGGCUACGACUGAACCCCAAAACCGGUAUUAUUCUGAGUAUUGUCGUCAGGAUGCUGGUGUGUAUUGUGGUUAUUACAUGGGAGGAGUUGAUAGGGGCUGAUGUCAAACUCUCCUCAGUGUUGAGUCAUUUUCUUUCACAGCUUCAUUGUUGUCUUUACUGUGAGAACACUCUUUGAGCGAAGGGCUUGGGCUUAAUGUGUGUAAACUUUAUACAGGUGCAGAGAGUUGAGUGAAGUGGACCCUCAGGGUGUCAAACAUAGACUGGUGAGCCUGAGGGGCGUGAUACACAAUAAAGGGCAGACUGUGGUAAUAAUGACAAGUCAAACAUUAGAAGUCAAACAGGUUUCUCAGCCCACAUGUUCUCCUGGGAGCAUUAUGAUGUUUGGACAUAAUUUAGGAUAGUGAGAUCUGGUUUUUAUGUUGGUAGAGCAGGUUUGGUUCUAAGUCAUUUUAAUAUGUGAAAAUCUACAAAUGAGUAAGCGCAAUUAACCCGUGGGUCUGUCCAGCAACAGUUCUGUCCUGUUUUUCUCACUUAAAGGCGAGCCAGAGUGUGGGUUUAAGCAGGAAGCCACACUCUUGGGGAAAAUGUCACCCCAAGCACAUACACAUACACACAAACACAGCAGCCGAUCAUCUUACUCUGCGUGUGUCUCUCUUUUACACCACCUACGUAGGAAAAAAUCUAAUCGUGUCUCUCAGCUUUUCACAGCUUUGUCACAAGCUUUGACAGAUCAAAUCAUUCAGUGUCUCUUCAAGCUCUGCAGCUCUGCAGGGUGUAGAUGCUGCAAACAUUCAGUUAAGUUGUGAUGUGGUGCCAACUGGAAAAUACCAUCUAACUCACAAAAAGUGGUCAUAAAGAAAGAGAGCAGAUGCAUUUUGGUUUUAUUUCUGCAACAUGUUUCUUGUUUUUUGCGGGUUUAGAGUGACUCUUCAUGGAAAAAGUUGCAUCUCAAUUCAAAGAAUGCUAGAAAGUCACCAUGAAGCAGUGAUGGAGCAGUUUAUGAUAGUUGUUGUGGCUUUAGAUCUACUCCUGUUCAAUAUCUCUUUUUUUUGUCCUUGUGCAAAAGCUGUAAUCGAAUAACCGGAAAAUUAUUUAAUAAAGGUUUUGCAAAGUAACUUGAAGUAACUGGGACAUUUUUACUACUGUGUUUACUAGAAUCAAGCAGUUUAUGGGUUUAUAGUGUGUAACUAAGGGCAAAAAUAAAGGUCAAAAGCAUAUCUAAUCCAAUUUUAUUUAUAUAGCACAUUUUAAAAACAUUAACCUUCACCGAAGUGCUGCACAGUAAAAUUAAAAAGUUAAAACAUCAGAAGAAAAGACAUAAAAGCAGGUAAAAUACCAUUAAAAAAAAAUAAAAUAAAUGAAAUAAACACAAAAACAUAAAUGAAAUGAAAGCGAUAUAAAAGACCAUAAAAGACUUAAAAGAACAGUGAUCACACAACUCUCAUGCUGAACUAAAAGCCAAGGAAAAAAAAAAAGAGUUUUAAGACGUGACUUAAAAGUAGGGAGGGUGGGGGAUGUUUUGAUCUCGAGUGACAAUUCAUUCCACAAUUUUGGAUUAACUGUACGUGUGUGAGGGAAGCCUGACUAACACCAACGUAAAGAGCAUUACAGAAGUCCAACCAUGUAGAGAAAUAAAAGCCUGGAUUACUCGCUCAAAAUUAUGAAAAGAUAAAACCGAUUUAAACUUGGAUAAAAGCCUCAGAUGAUAAAAGCUGGAUUUAACAACAGAGUUGAUUUGUUGAUCCAAUUUAAAAUCAUUGUCGACUUCUACACCAAGAUUUAAAACUGUUGGUUUUAAAAAAGGUAAACGAGGGUCCAACUCUCUGAGAGUUGCCUCCUGGGCCUCACUGGAGCCAAAGAUGAUCAGUUCUUAGGGUUAAGGCAAUAUAUUGAUUCUUUGGACCAUGAUCUCAUAUUGGCUGGAUAUCUCUUCAUUUUAAUAUUUGGAGAAGAGAACACAGUAGGCCUAUGUCUUUAAAGAGAGAAAGUUAGUGUAUUUGUAUGAGUGAGGUUCAAAGUUCAUCACUGGAUCAAUGAGUAAGUUCAUAUUCAUUUACUUUUUCGCACCUAUCGGAGGCUAUGAUUGGUAUCUUUCAGAGCUUAUACUGAUCAAAACUUGACUAUACUGCCUCAACUCUCAUUCUGAGUAACAAACUUUAUAAUGAGUCAUGGUAAGUAAUGGUAACAGUAGUAAUUAGCACAGUAUGCUUAAAGACAAAGCAAUGCACUUAAAGCGUGAGGGUGACGUUCAGAUUCAUAGCUUUUUAUUUUUUAUUUUUGUAUUGACUGAAAGUUUCAUUCCAGAAGAAUAAGAACGGUGAUCGUGACAAUGAGCAGCAUGCAGUUCCCAGAACAGUUUAGACAUAUUCACAUUUUUUCAAACGUCAACACAUUGCUUAACUUGCGUUAAGCAUGACGCACUUCAACCACAAAUCAGGGAUGUGAUGUUUACAAGUUUUUUUGAUAAUAUCAAUGAAAGUCUGCCCCACAUCAGUUAGAUGGUAGAUUAAGUUGUUCUGAGUUUCCAAACUAUGCACCGCUUCUUUUAACUCCAGAGUUAAUUUGUCAUUUGCAUCUUGCAGAGUAUUUCACCUGCUGCAUCCUUUCUUUCUCUGUCAUGUCUUUCAGUGGAAAAAUCCCCAUUAGACUCAAUAAUUGAGUUUAAGUUUAGACAGCUCGCUUAAGGUGUCUGCCUAUCUGCUGCCCAGAUCUGUUGCACUGUUUUUGAUAAACAUCUACUGAGCAAUAACUUACUAAUGAAACUGCAGAAGCUGCUAUUUGAGAACUUCAUGUUUUCUUUUAUAUGACUUUGACUAGCAUGUCAUGUCUUUUUGUGGUAGCAAGUUUAGUGCAAGCCUCAUAUUUACCAGAACUAAAUCUAGCUUGAUCUGCCAAUGAAGCUAGCAUUUGAACCUUUUGAACUUAGCCCUAGUUUAUCAGGAGAGCGCUGAAUGGAAAACUGGAAUGCCUUAAAAUAGGUUAACUUAUUUGUUUAGAUAUAUAGUCAAACAAUGGAAAUCCAAAUUUGUGUUGACAGUACAGGUGAGUACGCUGUUCAGAAAUCUGUCAGAUGAGAGUCAGGUGAGACUUCCUCAGGUGGUUUCUUUGAGUCAUGGCGGAUUGUCUGCAGAGUAGGUGGGAGCAGGAGAUGAGGCGUUUUUGUUGUCUGAAAUGGUGAGUGGUGGUACUGAGUUUGUGUGAUUGUGACUCACCCUGAAAGGGUCAGGUGGGAAAUUUUCCUUCAGCUCUCGUUUCCUUUAGGUGAACUUUCAGUCAUCUCUUCAUUCACACAUGAAUGAAUUUUGACAGACGAACCUGUUCAUUCAUGUAUUCACUCAUCAGACACAACAUAAAGACAAUUCGAUGCGUCCCAAUACAACAGAAGGAUACCAUGAAGUGAGAUUAGAGGGUUAGCUGCAUCUGCUUAGCCGUAACUCUGAGGUUACUAUGCAACCUUGUAGUGAGGCAGAAACACUGGGAUGAGGGUGAUAAGAGCAAGUAGUAAGAGUGCAAACAUGUUAUUCUGAUUUUUUAACAUAUUUGUGGAAAUAGUUUAAUUAGUCUGAAAUGGCCUAUCUCACUCAUGUAUUUUGUCCCCUGUGACUAUCUAUAGAUGACAGAGCCAAAAGAAAAAGGUUUGGUCUAAACUUCGGAACAGUACCUGGAUCUGUUGACUUGUUUUGCCCUAUUGUUACCCAGCAGCAGAUCCUUUAAAAGUGGAUUUGAAUGAAGCCAAGCGUGAUAGUCUUUGACAGCCUUUGGCGACCCCCAGUGGUAAGGAGUCUCAUCACCAUCACUGCUUUUCACAAAAUUCCCCCCUUUUUUAAACCCUUUAAGGCUUCAAAGCAGUUUGUCAAAUAUUUGAUUAGUUUGUUCUUAUUUUUUCUCAUUUUGGAACCAGUUUUCUAAAAGGAGUCAAACCGAUCUGAAGGGAUGUGCCGCCAUGUGUUGGGCAGAGUCAUGUAGAGUAUAAACAGAUCAAACAGCUCAUGUAUCAACUCAAAGAUGAAGUCAUCAUAUCCGGCUACAUUUAUCUCCAUCCCAGCAUCCCCAUUACCGGCUCAUCCACCUGAAGCUCUUGUUAUUUUCUUUUUGCCUACCUGUGUGUGUGUGUGUGUGUGUGUGUGUGUGUGUGUGUGUGUGUGUGUGUGUGUGUGUGUGUGUGUGUGGUUGUGUGUGUGUGCGUGCAUGCGUGUGCGUGUGUGUGCUUGAAGGGGGGUUGAUAUUUGCAUAUCCUGGGCGGACUCCUCUCAUCCUGUGCUCAGUUGAGCCCUCAGGCCAAGGUGUACGGAUGACUCACUCACUCUUAGUCACUCGUAAGGGUCCCCUUUACUUGAGAAAUCCUGGAUGGGAGGACGCCAACUGUUUACUUGCCAGUCCAAACAGUGUGAGGAGAUCCUGCUCCUAGCCCCAGAACAUGAUUAGUCUGCAUAGGCGGCCCUCCAGUUAAAGCUGCCCUGAGGCAAGCUGGAGAGAAAAAAAGUGUUGGAAAAGUCAGUUGUUUGUUGAGUUGUGACAGUCUUUUGAGAAAGCAGCAUGUCCGGUAGAUCAAAAAGGGUUUUUCCAUGCAUGAGAGCUUGGGGUUGUUUGACUGGGUGUCCCUGUCUGUUUCACCUCAGGUUAAAAAAUAAAGGCAAGGAUCUGAGAUAGAAACCCUUCAGGUGCGUAAUAGCAGCACGAUGGGUAGUAGCUUUUUGUGGUUUAUUGUGAUUCACCUUACUGUAGUUAAUCUGAUCUUACUAUCACAGCUGAUGUCCCUCUGAAGUGUUUUGUGAACUGGCUAGCAUCUCUUGCCUGACACAGGUGGUUGAAACUUAAACAUCUCUGUUGUAGGGACAAGAAAACCCCUCAGCUGCAGGAAGGACCAAAAAUCCCCCUUGAGAGUUUUUCCAUCGCAUGUUUCUUUCUGAUGCAAACUUUUUUUUUGCAGAUUUCAGCGAAAAGUGUUGCAUUCAAGGCCUUCAUUUUUUGUUUUGCAUGCAUCUGUUCACCACAGGUUUGAAACAGAGUAUUUUUUGAACUUUCUGAGCUUAAUUACAUUUCACUAUCCCCUUUCUGUCUCAUCUGCAGAUUUUCAUUUUUAAAAGCUGCAGAUCUUUUGAAAAAGUCAGAUCCUCCCAACUUAUGAGCAGUCAAGUGUGAGAAUAAGCACCAUUGAAGCCAGUAUUCAGACUAAAUGAUAAGAGAAGAGACAAGUGUAUGUGAUGCCUCGCCUGUGUAUCAGUGUUUCAGAAUGAGAGGGACUUUUUCUCCAAGGCAGAACCAGUCAUACAGAGAAAGUCUGGUCAGAGAAAGUUCAUUAAUAAUUCUGUUGAAUCACACGCAACUUUCUGCCUUUUUCCUUUAGGGUAUUUUUAAUGAUGAAUAAAAUGUGUGAGAUAAAAAAAAAGACUGCUCUCAUUGAUCAAAUGCAUGAUGAGAAACAAAUCUGCAGUCUUGAGUGACAAACAGAGACAUUUUUUAAAAGUUUUUUCUUAACAGGGAAAUUGAAAUUAAAAGGUGCACUAAACGUGUUUUUUUUCCUGGUACCAAAACAAAAUGUUUAAGGAAAUCUCACAAGUGCAUCAAAAUCAGUUCUGUGUCUGUGAAUCUCCCGCCUUCCUCUCUGCUGAGGAGACACUUUUUCAAAAGAUUCAUUCUGCGAAAUGCUGCAUCACACUGCUCUAUUUGUGUGGAGACGGGAGGCAACGGCCACUUCUGAAAUUAACCCUCUCUUAACCAGGAUGUCACCGCUACACACGGUGCACACAGAUGCACAGGGUGCAGCAGGCUGGGUUGUGCAGCCCAGUCUAAAUGAAUCAGUCACAGGUUGAAAUGACUGGAACUGGUAGCCAUUCGGGACUGGGAUGACGGUGCAAUGACCUCAACAAGUUUCUUGACUGGUAAAAUAAACUACCUGUCAGAUAAAGAAAGGGUUAACUUAUUGCAUCACAUGCUUACAGUUAAGAGUGUGAACUUUUAAUGCAAGUCAGAGCUCAUUAACUUAAACUUUGUUGGAAUAAUUUUAGAUUUUUACGACUAAUUCCUUCUAAAAAGUUACGUAAACAAAAAAAGUAAAGUGAGUACACAUUCAAUUAGCGACCUCUGGCAAGUAAAGUCUGUAACAUUAAUUACCCCAGUGCUGAUGUAAAAACAGAAAUAAAUAGGCAAAUAGAAACAAAUGAGCAACUGUUACGAGAGUAUAGUUAUGACAGCUGGACUACUUGGUCAGAACAUCUCCAAACCUGCGGCUCCUGAGUGGUCCAAGAUGAAAAAUCUUUGAACGAGUGAUGGUGUUAUCAGUGGCUAAGGCUCACUCAAUGAUGUGCAUGGGGAGUGAAGUCUGGCCCUUGUGGUCUGGUCCAGUAGAAGAGCUCCUGUACCUCAAAUGUCUAAAAAGAUGUUCAAGCUGGUUCUGAAAGAGAAGAGUCAGAACACAGCACCCUUUUUAUAUGCAUGAUGAAUUCAAUGGGUUGAUUUCCAAAAUCUCAAAACCACCUCAUAAUUUAGAAGAAGAAAAGAACCUGCUGCUCUGUCCUGGUGUCAGAUAUAACAGCAGCACACCUUCAGAGGUCCAGUGGAGUCUGUUUUGGCUGCAAAACCUACUCAGUCCAAAGCAGAUGGUCAUAAUGUUGCAUAACCUGUAGUGAUGAAAGUUUGCUGAAUUCAUUGAUCAGAGCACUUUUUAAAAUAAAGAUAUAAAGUGUUUAACAAGACAACACAUUAAAACUAAACCAUAAACUGUGCACAUCGAUUCAUUUUCUAUCUUAUACAUUAUAUUAGAGUUUUACAUUACUCUGGGGUGUUUUAUGUAUUUAUCAUCAUCCCGCGUCACUUUAUCUCACAGCUUUCAUUUUAAUCAGCAGCUGUAUAUAUAACUUAUUUUCAAUGAUUUACUAUAUUUUAGUUUUCUGCAUUAUUUUUUUAUUCCAUUAUUUCUCCUCUCUUACUCUUGCUGUAGUCUUACUUACUAACUAUGUCUGUGUUUCUGCAGCAACUGAAUUUCCCCUCUUGGUAUUAAUACACUACUACCUUAUCUUAAAAGCAUAAGCAAAGGCAGGAAAUCAAACAAAUUAGAUUAUUUCAAAGGAUUAAAAUAAGUAUAUUCAGGUAAGACGUAUUGGCAUAAGGCAUGGCGUAAGGCAUGUUUUAAAGACAGAAUGAUAUUUUUUGUGCACACAUGUACAAAUAAUUAAAACACGCUAAAAAAAAGUGGAAAUGAAACGUGUGAAUCAAUUUCCGUCUUUGACUACUCAUCCAAUGAGACUCUGAUGUUUGUUCUUGGUCAUCAUGAAAGAAUAACUUGUGAUCGUGUAGAGUUAAGACCUCCAACUCUGCUCUACUGCCAGUCAUACUGGUCCAGUUAACCCUACAAUCCAGUGGCAGAAAACUGUCAAGUCUUACUAUUGUUGUGUUCAUAGAAAAGUUUAUCGAAGGCCUUUUCUCUGCUCCUUUAGAGUAGAAAAAACUGAGUCAUCAUCUGUUGUGAAGCCUGUCUGUUUCUGUGAAAAAUUGUGACCAGAUUUGUUCCUCUGUUUCCUUUUAGCUAAAAACAGAGACUCAUCUCACAAUAAAGUGGACUCUGAAGUGGUCCCCAAAGUGGCUCGGAUGACUGUCUCUGGAAAGAAGCAGACGAUGGGCUUCGAUGUUCCCAGGUACCUGUCUGCACACAAUCAUACAUUCAUAACCAGAUAUUAAAAACUGCACGCUGGCUGAAGGGAAAAGUUGUGUUUCAUAUUUUCUUCUCAGUACGGGUGAGAAUGGUGCCAGCCCCUCUGCACGUCGACGUGGCAGCCCAGACGACACGCCUGUGACCUCAGAGGCCACGCCAAAACGUCCUGAGACUCCAUCCAAAGGCUCAAAUGGAGACGAGCCCUCCACGGUCCCGACCCCAGGCCGCUCAUCUGGGAAGGCCAGACAGUCGAUUAAUGUGAAGGCUGAGCUGGAGAAGAGGCAGGGCGGCAAACCUCUGCUGAAUCUGGUGGUCAUAGGUGAGAUUUAGUGAAAUCACCCUUAAAAAAACCCAUCAAAGCUCAAGAAAGUGUUUCAAUACUGUCAAGUCAUUAUACACAGAUUUCAAACCUGCUUAUAAAUUUUGUGUUCCUGUUCUGCUAAAUUCGUCUCAGUGCUACACUCUGCACAUUUACUCAAAUCCUAAAGGCCUGUUUCAUGCACUUAACCGAGGUUUGACGAGAGUCAAUGAGUCAAACAUCCGACCAGAAAAGUUGCUCAAUCAUAUUUUCUCAGUCUCGGUUACACCAGAAAAAGUGACUCGGUAGUUUCAGAGGUGAACCUGAUUCUCAUUUCCCAUAGUCUGUGAAACCUUUCGUUUUUACCACGGUCUUCUUCUUCCUCCCCCCUUCACCCUCCAUCCUUGUUCCCAUUUCUGCCCUCCUCCCUCUUCUUGAGCAACUCUGUUUCUUUCCUGCCCCAGUCUGUGGCUUUCCUGUGUUACGCCUUAUCUCCUCUCUCCUCUGUACCUUCCUUAUCACCCUUUCUACACUCUUCCUCCCUUUCUAUCUCCCCUCGUAUCUCCUUGUUUCUUAAAGCCCUCCACGCCCUCUGAGCCUCUUUUCUCUUUCUUCUUCUUUCUCUUUACUUCCCCAUCUCCUCAGGGUGAUUAUAUUGCAUUAUUCUUCUCUGCAGGUCACGUGGAUGCUGGUAAAAGCACACUGAUGGGCCACCUGCUGUAUCUGCUGGGCAACGUCAACAAGCGCACCAUGCACAAGUAUGAGCAGGAAUCCAAGAAGGCUGGAAAGGCCUCUUUUGCGUAUGCUUGGGUCUUGGAUGAAACUGGCGAGGAGAGGGACAGGUAUAUUUGAAGUGUUGAGAUAAACACAAAUGAAUACAUGUAGACACACUUGAACAGGGAAAUUCCCUUUUGUUCCCCCUAAGCAUCGACAGCAUAAAUCGAGCCACAAUGAGAUGUCUCCCUCCUGUGUGGCUUACUUAGUAAUAUUUUUAAGACUUUGCGAGAAGAAAUAAAUGCAACCCAACAUUAUAUUGUCCUAAAAUUGGAUAAACUGGUUUAUUUGAAGUGAAUAAUUCAAAGAUGUUUCACUGAUGAACAGCGUAAACAUUCACUCGACUCCUAACUCAAAAAUAUGCUCUUCGCUCUGUUGUUGUUUGAGUGAAACGGAAGCGAAAUACACCAGAAACAGAAACUGAUUUGGGUGGGAUCAAUAUUGACAUAUAUCAGUAGCUCCUCAAGCAAAUACGUGAUGCACACAGCAUCAACUUGAGAGCCUCGCCCACUAGAAGAUGUGCUCUCGAACGGAAAAUGACUGAAACUUAAAAACUAUCACGUUAAUCCUCAGGGUUACAGCUUUACCGUGUUUCCAAGCACUGUCUGUUUUCAAAAGUGGGUCAAGUGACUGCCAGAUAAUGCCGUCAUUUGUUUGUCUUUGCUUCAGAGGUGUGACAAUGGAUGUGGGCAUGACCAAGUUUGAGACAAACUCAAAGGUGGUGACCUUAAUGGACGCACCAGGACAUAAAGACUUCAUCCCCAACAUGAUCACAGGAGCUGCACAGGUAUAGUGUGUGGAUGUUUCCAGCAGCCCACAGAAAAUAUAGAGUGAAUGUAUUAUCUCCAGCUUACAAAGCAGAGACCUCAAUAAGCUACUGUUCAAGUUCAUAAAACAGUGAUUUAUCUUGUUAAAAUUCGAUUUAAAAAAAAAGGAGAAAAAAAAAGUCAAGUAGAUCUGAGUGUAUGCAUGUUGAAGGUCUCAUCACCAGCUUGCAGAACAUUAAAAAGGGUGUGCCUCAGGGUUUGGUUCAAGGACCACUGUGAUUCAAAAAGUAAAAGGAGUGUCAGUAAUAAAAGAUGAAAAAAAAUUAUACAAGUUGGGCAUGAAUUUGGAUAACCAGGCUUAGAUAUACCGCUGUUGUUGUAAGAUUUGAAUCUUGGGCAGCAGGUCUCUGAAGGUGUAUUGAAGACUUCAGACGCUUUGAACCAUUUCUGUGUGGGAUCAGUGUCAAAGUCUUAUUUUGUAUAUUCAUGAUUUGCUGUGAUAUCUAUUCUACUGUAUUUUGCAAGUGCUCUCCACUGUAAGUUUGAAAUCUUGUUCAACGUGUCUUAACCUCGAAACUCUGCAGAAGUCACAUUUUGAAUGUCAAUGCAGCUUUUAUUCUAUUAUAAAUUUUUGGCUGCACAAAUUGUUUUCCAGGACCAGUUUUUUAAUCUGGUCUAAAUCAGUUUUGCAAAACAGAGAUUUAAACUUUUCAUGCACAAUUCUUCUAAGUUUGCUCCAUUUCAACUUUAACCUUGAAGCUGAGCAUGACAGUGACACGGAGCAUCUGUGUGACUCUGCAAACCUCAGCCUGAUUGAAAAAGGUUCUUCCCCUCCUCCGUUUACCCUCAGCCUGCCACACCUGCCAACGUGAUUUGAAAUAACUUUGGUGGUUUUGGGUGUUGCUAUCACAAGGUGUUUUUCUAGUCAUGGGCGUGCACCUCUGUCUCUGUUUUGAGCCAUUAAUGUAAUUUCUCUUUUUACCAUAUGACUGUCAUCACGUCUAUCAAAUCAUGUUGUGACUAAGAGAUUUCUGCAGUAAGCAAAUGAAGAUGUGACAGUCACAUUCACCAAGGCUGAAGAAGACGUUUCUCAGCCAGGAACUCUACACUGUAAAAAGUACACAUCACACAAUGCAGUCUUCAUAAACUUAUUUCAAAUGAAUAUGUUACAAAACAAAAGCAAAAAAUGAGUACAUCUAUUUUCUAAAUUACAUACAUGUUCCCUGUUUUGGCUUGACAGUUCAAGGGAUAUUCCAGCGUAAAUUUAAGUUAUGGUCAAACACACCCUAACACCGAGUUAGACAACCCCUCGAGAUAAAUGUUGCCGACUGCUUGCUUCUCGAGUUAUACCAACUUCAGCAACGACCGCACGAUAGCAAUGUACAGCGGUCUACAUCUCCACGUGUUAACCCCAACCAAAAAGCCACUCUAUAGCCACAAAUAAUGCUCAGAACAGCACCUAACUUCAUCAACAGUACAUAUAGGGUCCUGGCCAUAGUACUAGCCAUCAAACAUCUUUUUAGCUUUGCCUGGUUUCUUUAGCAAAGAGACUUAACACAACUCACCUACUCUCCUCCAGCAACCGCUUGUUUGUGGGGGAGCCCUGACAAGUUGAUCACAGAGUGCAGUGGAGUUUCGCAGCUCAAGGAAGAACAUUAAUGAUUACUUCAUGGAAAUGAAAUCAGAGUUCUUGUGUAUCUUGUAUGUGAACUGCAGACACGGAAGUUCCUUUGCCUUACCGGCUUAGUCUGAUUGCAUUUGUAUUAAGUAAUUUACGUUGUAAUAUCUCUUAAACCGGAAGAAAUGCUUCUUAAAACUGCAAACAUAAAAAACAUUGCAUGAUUAAAGUAGCAUUAACAGCAUGUGGUUCUGUUGUCUCUCAAGGCUGAUGUGGCUGUGCUUGUGGUGGACGCCAGCAGAGGAGAGUUUGAGGCGGGCUUCGAGUCCGGUGGUCAGACCAGAGAGCACGCCCUGUUGGUGCGAUCACUUGGCGUCACUCAGCUGGCUGUAGCUGUCAACAAGAUGGACCAGGUCAGAGCUAUACCACAUCACUGACACAACAGCAAUGAUUUUACACUGUUUUUGUGAUGCACAACUCAAACAUGCACAAUUGGAAUAGAGUUUAUGCCUAUAGGAAAAAUCCUUUAAUAUGCUUGGAGAGAAGUUGGCUCAAAAUCAGAGUAAAAUUUUUCCUAACAUCAUACUCAUGCAGCUGUAGAAAUUUCACACUUCUGAAGUUUGGACUGUCAGAAGAGAGGAAAGCCUCAGGGAUGUGUGAUUUUCAUACCUAAGCUUUGCUAAAGUUUUGUUUGUGUGUUUUUCCUUUCUGUGUGUGUGUACAAAUCAGGUAAAUUGGCAACAAGAGCGCUUUAAAGAAAUUACAUCCAAACUUGGCCAUUUUCUCAAGCAGGCAGGAUUCAAGGUGAGUUUGUGUAGACAUCAUCUCAACCUCUAGUACCAAACUCUUUUUCUGUACUGUUGUUUGAAGAAGUGUUUUAGAUACCUAGUGUUUUAGAUCCAGUAUUUUUCUUUUUUUCCAGGACUCAGAUGUCUUCUACAUCCCUACCAGCGGCCUGUCAGGAGAAAAUCUUACCACCAGGAGUUCAGUGUCUGAGCUGACCUCUUGGUUUUCUGGUCCCAGCCUCCUGGAACAGAUCGGUAAUGUUUCCCUGGCAGGGUUUAAGCUGUUUAAAGCUGUUUGACCUUUGACACUAAAACUCGGAUCUCUUGAUCAAAAAUACGGACGCACAUGCUGCAUGUCAUCCCAAAUCUUAGGGAAGUUUCUUGAAAGAGCUCAGUAAAACACAAUGGGCUUUAUGCCCCGAUGUACUACUUCCUGAAUUUAAGGCAGCUCCUUUAUGUCUUACAUUAUUGGACUAACAGAUUAAUCCAGGUGUGUCUGAGUAGUCAUUAUGAUCAGUCACACCUGGAUUAAUCAGUUUGUCCAAUCAUGUAAGACAGGAAAUAAGGGGGCUGCCUUAAGUUCAGGAAAUAGUGGAGCUGUGCAUAGAGCCCAUUGCUGUUCUUGAAGAUUUUGUAGAAAUGAAUUGCAGAAAUGUCGACUUUAUUCCAAAAGUUUUAAGUCCUUAUCUGUGAAAGUGAGGAAUAAAUAUUAUAUAAAUAUUUAAUAUAUAAAUAUUAAAUUUCCCUUCAGGGAUUAAUAAAGUUCUUUUUAUUCUUAAAGCACAGGACUUUACUUUAAGAAAAUUAUGCUGUUUCAUCCUGUCAUCCCCUGAUGUCUUAAAAAGUGGCUCUUAGGGUCUUUACACUGUGAAAUUGUGUACAUGUAUCAAACUGAACUAGGCCCCAAGAAAAUGAAAUUUGAAAGUUUGAAACUUGCAUCAAAAAUCUGGAGCUAAAUGACUCUAUAGGCUGACUCACUUCAACAAUAGAUAAAUUGCAAAAGUCUUUCAGAUAAAAGGUCAUUUCGAGUCUUGCUCACAUGCUUUGGGCAGCAGUGUCCCUGUAACCAAAGUGCUGAUCAGUCAGGAUGUGCCAGUAAGGACACUGAAGAGUUUUUCUUGGAGUACCAGAGAAGAUGAUUCACCAGCAGAUGUUUAUGUGAACUAGUCUUCCCGCUCUCUAUUGUUUGCUUCCUCUUUUCUAAUCCUCUUUCUCUCUCCACUAAAGAUGCCUUCAAAGCCCCUCAGAGGUCUGUGGAUAAACCUUUCAGACUGUGUGUCUCAGAUGUGUUCAAAGGUAAAACUCAAUGAUACACUCGUCAACUACAUGCUGCUUCAACUCAGGGCAGUCCUCAUUUGUCUAUUUCUGAAUUCAAGAGGUUGCUGAUGUUGCGUUUUUCUCCUCCCAGAUCAGGGCUCGGGUUUUUGCGUAACAGGGAAGAUCGAGGCGGGGUACAUUCAGACCGGAGACAGGAUACUGGCUAUGCCUCCCAAUGAAACAUGCACGGUCAAAGGUAAGCGCAUUGCUGCACUAAGCUGGUGUGAUGAGAAACUGUGGGUCUUUUAUAUUUACUAACUUCAGAGACAGAGCUGAAAAGAUGCUCCUGAACCCAGUUAUGACAUUAUCAAUCCAGUGGUCAACUUAAAUAAUAAUGAAAGCACCGUAAAUAUUUAAAUUAGAGUCUGGAGGUGUGUGACCUUUUGUAGAUCUGUAAUCAACACUGCCAUCUUGUGGCAGCUGAAUGACCUGUCUCCCCUCCUAAACUGUCCCACAGGAAUAACUCUGCAUGACGAGGCUCUGGACUGGGCUGCAGCAGGAGACCAUGUGAGCCUCACAGUCACAGGCAUGGACAUCAUCAAAAUCAAGUAAGCCAAAGUAGUGCCAUUAGGGUUACCCCCAAUUACCACUGCAUCCGUUUGUGAGACGAAUUUUGUGGCGAAUUUUGGGGAGCAGUAAUCGCAAGAACGCACAAGAACCCGUGGAUUCACAUGCAAUCGCACGAUAACAAGUUGUCUCUAUAAAGACAGCCACAUAACCAUAUAAGCAGUAGAUUGUGUCCUUCCAGAGGAGGAAAUCCACUCUGUCCAGACAACAUUUGGUACCCAUUUGUAACUUACCAUCCACUCCCCGUACUCCUGCUAUGGAAUCCCAUGCCAUAACCUUUUUAUGACUGUCCUUAUAUAGGGGAUGAGAUGGUCAUAGUUUAUUAUGUGAUUUUGGACUUCCAGAAUCAGCGUCUCCUCAUCCAUAGUGUCAUCGGGGUGAAAAGAAGUCUGAAAACCUUUGACUUGUUUGUCUUUGCACACGUUUGCAUAGUGCGAAAUACGACCCGCCUGAAACACGUAGUGUUUUAUUUUAAAAAGAGGCCAGAUGUUUUAUUUUGUGUCUGUCCCCAACUUCUUUCUAGCAUGGGCUAAUCUGUGCUGAAUUUAUGCAGCAUGCUGUAGUGUCCGGAAAAAAAUAGAACCCUGGUGAUCGGCUACAAAGCUGCAGGGGGGCCAGAAAGAAGCCGGUGGAAAUUGAUGCAUUAACUUGAAUGGAAACGAUCAGCAGUGAUCGGUGUCGACAACCUUUUCGCUGUCGUUCCAGAUGCGGUGGAAAUUAGGAGUUAGGGUUCAAUCAGCUGUUUUUUUGUUAUUACUCUUUUUCAUGUUUGAAUUGUGUUUAUUGAUGUCUGUAAUAAGUGAUGGUUGUUUCCCCUCAGUGUGGGCUGUGUGUUCUGUGAUCCCAAAGAGCCCAUCCGAGUCUGCACUCGAUUCAGAGCUCGAGUCCUCCUCUUCAACAUUGAAGUCCCCAUCACACAAGGCUUCCCAGUAAGCAAACACAAGCUCACAUACACAUGUAACAUCAACAGUUUUUACGAGUUCAGGGCCAAGAUUUACAGCCUUACAGUUGAACAUACAUGUUUAUUCAUUGCCUGUGUUUGUCUUGUGUAGGUGUUGCUGCAUUACCAAACAGUCAGUGAACCAGCCACCAUUAGGAAACUUAUUAGUGUUCUACAUAAGAGCAGCGGCGAGGUCCUAAAGAAGAAACCAAAGUAAGUGUUGAGGAAAAAGUGGGGUAUGUUUUCUAUUGGGCUAAAGUGAGGUCUCUUCUUCGAAGCGGUCCCACAGUGAAGGACCUGGAUACUGCAGAGGAGGGAGACGAGCCUGCACACUUAAAAGCAUCGGUUGUUAAAGGGAUAUUCCAGUGUAAAUUUAGGUUAUGGGCAAACGCACCAUCACACCGAAUUAGAUACCCCCUUGAUAGAUGAAUGUUGCCGACUGCUUACUUCUCUAGCUAUACCAGUGGAUCUCAAGUCCAGUCCUCGAGGCCCACUGUCCUGCAUGUUUUGGAUGUUUCCCUGCUCCAACACACCUGAUUCAAAUGAUCAGCUCGUUAUCAAGCUCUGUAAUGGCUUAAUAACGAGCUGAUCAUUUGAAUCAGGUGUGUUGGAGCAGGGAAACAUCCAAAACAUGCAGGACAGUGGGCCUCGAGGACUGGACUUGAGAACCACUGAGUUAUACCAACUUUAGUAACAACCUCACAAUAGCUAUACACAGCAGUCUAUGUUUCCAUGCGCAAACCUCAACCAUAAAAGCCACUCUAUAGCCACAAAUAAUGCUCAGAACAGCACCUAACUUCAUCAACAGUAUAUAUAGGGUCCCAGCCAUAGUACUAGCCAUCAAACAUCUUUUAGCUUUGCCUGGUUUCUUUAGCAAAGAGACCAAACACAACUCACCCACUCUCCUUCAGCAGACACUUGUUUGUGGAGGAGCCCUGACAAGUUCAUCACAGAGUGCAGUGGAUCAUUUCCAUGAAGUAAUAAUCAUUAUAAUAACCAUUUUGCACUGCAAACGCGGUAGUUCCUCUGGCUCACCCUGUCGGUCUGAUUGAAUUUCUAUUAAGUAAUAAUCAUAAAUGUUCUUCCUUGCGUGGCGAAACUCCACUGCACUCAGUAAUCGACUUGUCAGGGCUCCCCCACAAACAAGUGGCUGCUGGUGGAGAGUAGGUUAGUUGUGUUAAGGCAUUAUUUGUGGCUAUAGAGUGGUUUUUUGGUUAAGAUUUGUGCAAGGAGAUGUAGACUGCUGUGUAUUGCCAUCCUGCGGUCAUUACCAAAUUUGGUAUAGCUAGAGAAGCAAGCAGUCAGCAACAUUCAUCUCUCGAGGGGGUGUCUCAGUGUUAUGGUGUGUUUGACCAUAACCUAAAUUUAUGCCAGAAUAUCCCUUUAAUAGAUCAGCUUGUGCAUUUGAAGUUUAUCCACAUUUUUAAACAUGCAUACCUCUAAUAAAUCAGACCUACAGUGUACAGCCCAAAUAAGACAAUGCUGAUUCUUGCUCAAACAUGUUCAAACCCAGUCUUGUAUGUUUCUGUCUCCACUUCUUUGUGUGUUUUGUGUCACAGGUGUUUGAGUAAAGGGAUGAACGCCAUUGUAGAGAUCCAGACCCAGAGGCCUGUGUCGUUAGAACUGUACAAGGACUAUAAGGAGUUAGGACGCUUCAUGCUGCGAUAUGUCGGCUCAACCAUUGCUGCAGGAGUUGUCACAGAGGUAAAGAGCCGUAAACCUCAAGACAAAGUCACAACGAUUAGAUUGAGUGUUGUAAAACUCUUACUAUUUUGUUCUUGGUAUGUACAGUAUUUUAGCUGUCAUUUAAAAAGAGAUUUUUAGACUGGUUGGUUUUGUGAAAUCUUUUGAAGACCUUAAACUGUGACCCUGCUUCGUCUGUUUUUCCCUCCAGAUCAAAGAAUGACGAGCCUCCUCGCGGACACAGAUCAAGUCACAUGUUGCUUUGCAGGCUGCAUGAAGCAAAAAACAAAGUGCAAUUCUUCCAGAGACUCAGAGCAUCACUUUCAUCCAUCCAUCUCAACCUGGCCUUGUAGCUGUUCCACCUGCCAGCUUUGACCAACACUAACUAUCCAGAUACCAACCACAUGGCAAGACUCUGAGCAGCCAGACAACCCUGCCUCACAUUUCCCACAACCAGACCAGUCAGCAAAACCUUCAUAAUCAAUAACAUUAAUCUGAGAGAUGAUGCUACCAUGCUGAGUUUCCACUGUGAUUAAUUUCAAUGUUUGCCCUUAAAGGAGAAUCUGUCUGACUGUAAAUUAUGAGAUAGUCCGGCCUCAGCUUCGGUGCGAGGGUGAUGUUUGCUCUGCUGCAAAGUCUAACAUUUUACAUCCCAAAUUUUCUACAUUAGAGAUCUCUUUAAAAAAGCUGCUCACCUGAAUGACUCAUUUUAAAAUUAGGAAAUGAAUGAGUGAAUGUCCUGUUGCGCCAUGCAGGAGUUGGUGUGAUUUUAACCACAAUAAUGUUUACAUCUCAAUUAACACAGCCAAGGAUAAGAGGUCCAGACUGAUGGAGUUUUUGAACAAAAUAAGGGAAAGUAGUAUUCAGCUCUGUCAGGGUGAAGAGAGACAGACUUCUAAUUUAUGUGACAAAAAAAAAAGAUACUGAAAUGAAAGUGUCUGUACGGGGCCAUGAGGCUUUUCAAAAUGCUUUUGGGUGUUUUUGCAUCUAUCAGAGACUAAAGGGGCUGUUUCUGUUUCUCCAUGUAUUCAAUCAGACGUGUAAACGGGAGGGAACAUGAUGCUCAAUGAACAAUAUCUGACGUGUCCUUUUGAGUUUUUAUUCUUAGAAAUUUGAAGUACAUGAUUCAAGAUUAUGCUCAUCCCAAACUAUUUCGAUAAGCUCAAAAUGAGUUUGAAUAACUCAAGUGGAACAAAAAAAAAACCCUUUUCUGAUUCCAGCUUCUUGAAAAAUAACAAUUUUUGACUUUUUUUAACUCCAGUAUUGCAGUUAGAAUGAAAGCCAGUCUUUUACUUGUAGAAAUGAUCUACGUCCUAUUUUGUCAUUUUGUAAUCCUUUUUUUCUGUUAAGAAUCAGCAGAUUAAUCAAAAGUGAAAGGGAGCUGCAGUUCUCAGUGUAAGUGUCCCUCCCUCUGCUCAUUUGGUCAAUAGACAUGGGCUGAGGUGGAAAGUACCUCAAAACACUCACCUCACUAAUUCUGUGGCUCUGCACUUGUAGAAUAAACUGCAUAUGCAAAAAAAGAGGUCACAGUACGUUGUAAAAAUGCAUAUGGGACAGUAAAAGAUCGCAAAAGUUCAAGAUAAUGACAAAAAGUUCAGCUGUAAUAAUCUCACACAAAUGUCUGUUAUGACAGAUAUUUACAUCAGUUGAUUGAUAACUUUUUCCAUGGAAGGGUCUUUAUCUUCAGUUCCUAUACAUAUUCGCCGGAACAGGAAAAAGCUAUAAAAAUAGGGGUCAAACUGUGAUACUGUGAUAUUUACAAGCACUGUUCUGUCCUCUUUAGACCUGCUAGAGGUUGUUCUAAAAAUCUCUGAUAUGGACUGCACAGAUGUUUUUCAUUUAACUCUGUAUGGCUCACAUGGACAGCUGCCUUAAUGUGUCUUGCGAUGCUAUAUUGUCUGUGGCAACCAAAACAUAUGUGAAGGGGUUUAAAAGAUAUAUGAUUCAUAGUAACAUCUUAAAGGGAUAUUCCAGCGUAAAAUUAAGUUAGGGUCAAACACACUGUUACACAAUGUUAGACACCCCCUUAAGAGAUGAAUUUUUCCGAUUGCUUGCUUCUCCAACUUUAGAAAUGACCACAUGAUAGCAAUACACAGUGGUCUAUGGAUCCACAUGCAAACCUCAACUAAAAAGCUACUCUAUAGCCACAAAUAAUGCUCAGAACAGCACCUAACUUCAUCAACAUCAACAUCUUAGCUUUGCCUGAUUUCUUUGGCAAAGAGACUAAAUACAACUCACCCACUCCCCUCCAGCAGCUGCUUGUUUGUAGAGAGAGCUUGGACGAGUUGAUCAGCGAGUGCAGCUGGGUUACGAAGCUCAAGGAAGAACAUUUAUGAUUAUUUCUUCAUGGAAAUACAAUCAGACUGAGAUGCUUUUGCAGAAGAACUACCACGUCUGCAGUGCAAAAUGAUUAGUAUGAUGAAUAUUCAAGGAAAUGAUGAAGUAGUGAUCUCAGUGUUAUGGUGUGUUUGACCCUAACUUAAUUUUACGCCGGAAAAUCCCUUUAAUGAAAUAAAGGGAUCAAGUUGUCACAAAAUGAUAAAAUACAAACUGGAUGUAAGGGAGAGGAAGACUUCACAUGAAUGUCUGAUGUCCAUGGCAGUAGUAUCCUUCGCUGCCCCUGAGUGGCAGUGUUCAGUAACAGGAAACUGCACACAUGAAGUCAUGGUGGUCCAAAUAGGAGCCUAAGACAGACAAAUCAGUAAGUGUAGUUUCUCUACAUGGCGUGUUUAGAGGCAGUGUUUUCAAAGAGUUAACCAUCAGAGGUUGCUUUUCUCAAAGAAAACUUAAGUUGAAUAAAGAAGCAUCUCCAGUUUGAGGACAAAA
Xyrichtys novacula (pearly razorfish) is the source of this 26308-nucleotide messenger RNA. The record is from the annotation of a GenBank genome assembly. Lineage: Eukaryota; Metazoa; Chordata; Actinopteri; Labriformes; Labridae.